Messenger RNA from Dermochelys coriacea (leatherback sea turtle), 10591 nucleotides. It is a transcript of the gene MRC2, whose product is annotated as mannose receptor C type 2. The transcript is spliced from 30 exons. The record is from RefSeq and is a predicted model, not a curated record. The coding region runs from base 641 to 5077 and encodes 1478 amino acids. Gene Ontology annotation, molecular function: signaling receptor activity. NCBI's taxonomy places the organism in Eukaryota, Metazoa, Chordata, Testudines, Dermochelyidae.
AAAGACAGCAAACCUCCCCAGCGCUCCUAUUGCGGAGGGGAACUGUAGCGUUUGGGGUGGUAGCUGGUAGGUAUGACUAUUUCUCCUCCCGGCUGGGUUCCAUGCAUUUAAUCCCAUUCCCGCCCCGCCCCGCCCCCCAAACUGCUUUGCAAUAUACAAAGGAAAGGCUGCAAACCCCAGCUCCCCACUGCUAAGUGUUGAAAAAGCUCCUCAGAAGUUUGCUUCCAGUUUGCUAAGCCUGAAACUUUUUUUUUCCCCCCUUCUCUCUUUCCCCCCUUCCUGCUUUUUGGGAUCAGCCCACAAGUGACUGGCUCUCCGGUGACGCAGUGUCUACUCUGAGGCUUUCUUUGAAUCAUUAGCAGACACGCAGAGACACUUUUUUUUUUUUUUUUUUUUUUUUGGUAUUCCUCUCCUCCUUCUCUCUCUUUCCACCCCCCUCUCCUUCACCCCAGCCCCUCCAGCGUCCUCCCCUCCUGAGCAAGAGGAGGACAGAAGGGAGAAAGCAAUUACCAAACUCAGGAGUUCUGCAAGGAGAGAAGGCGAGAGAGAGAGUGUGUGGGGGGGUGGGAAAUCCAGCCUCCAUCCAAAAAAAAAAAAAAACCAAACCAACCCAGCCCUUCAGAAAAACCUCUCCCUGGGCAUGAAACUCACUAAUCUCCCCUGCUCUGCAUGGCCACGGAUGCUGCAAUGCACAUUCUUCUGUCUCUUGAGCCUUGAUCUGGGACUCCGCGCUGCUCACUCAGAUUCCAAGGUGUUUCUGAUCUACAACAGCAGGCUGCAGGGCUGCUUGGAGACCAAGGACACCCUGGUGAAGGUCUCCAAAGCCUGCAACGUCAGCGCCCCAGCCCAGCAGUGGAAAUGGGUCUCCCGGAACCGACUCUUCAACCUCAGGACCAUGCAGUGCCUCGGGGUCUCCUGGCAAGGCAUCAACUCCACCGCGGCGGUGCAGUCACUGGCCACCUACGAGUGCGACCGCGAGUCCGUCAACAUGAGAUGGAGCUGCCGGAGCUUAGGGGAGCAUCUCUCUCAGUAUCUGAAUGCCAAGGCAGGGAACCUCUCCCUGGCACCUGCCGAGAGAGGAGAUCAGGCACGCGGUGGGCAGUGGAGUGUCUAUACCACCCAUGAAGAUUUGUGCUCCAGCCCCUAUUCUGAAAUUUACACCAUCCAAGGCAAUUCCCACGGGAAGCCCUGCACCAUCCCUUUCAAGUACGACAACCAGUGGUUCCAUGAUUGCACCAGCACGGGCCGGGAGGAUGGGCAUCUGUGGUGCGCCACCACGCAGGAUUACGGCAAAGAUGAACGAUGGGGCUUCUGUCCCAUUAAGAGCAACGACUGCGAGACCUUCUGGGACAAGGAUCACCUGACCAACAGCUGCUACCAGUUCAACUUCCAGUCCACCCUGUCCUGGCGGGAGGCGUGGAGCAGCUGCGAGCAGCAGGGUGCCAAUCUGCUGAGCAUCACGGAGAUCCACGAGCAGACCUACAUCAACGGGCUGCUGACGGGCUACAGCUCCACCCUCUGGAUUGGGCUCAAUGACCUGGAUAUGAACGGGGGCUGGCAGUGGUCAGACAACUCGCCCCUGAAGUACCUCAACUGGGAGAGUGACCAGCCUGACAAUCCCAGCGAAGAAAACUGUGGGGUGAUCCGGACAGAGUCCUCGGGGGGCUGGCAGAACAGGGACUGCAGCAUCGCACUGCCUUAUGUGUGCAAGAAGAAACCCAAUGCCACCUCUGAUCCGUUCACGACAGACUCUUGGUCAGAGGUGAAGGUUGAUUGUGAGCCUACCUGGCAGCCCUUCCAGUCCAGCUGCUACCGGCUGGUUGGCGAGAAGAAGAGCUGGCAAGAUGCGAAGAAGAUCUGCUUGCGUGGCGGCGGGGACCUGGUGAGCAUCCACACGCUCUCCGAGCUGGAGUUUGUCACCAAGCAGAUCAAGCAAGAUGUUGAGGAGCUCUGGAUUGGCCUGAACGACCUCAAGCUGCAGAUGAAUUUUGAGUGGUCAGAUGGGACGCCAGUGAGGUUCACAUACUGGCACCCCUUUGAGCCCAACAACUUCCGAGACAGCCUGGAGGACUGUGUGACCAUCUGGGGACCGGAAGGGAGGUGGAAUGACAGCCCGUGUAACCAGACACUGCCCUCCAUCUGUAAGAAGCCUGGCCGGGUGAGCCAGCGGGGAGAGGAGGAGGAGGACCACGGCUGCAGGAAGGGAUGGAAAUGGCACAGCCCCUCCUGCUAUUGGCUAGGAGAAGACCGUGUGACCUACAGUGAUGCACGGAAGAUGUGCAUUGACUAUGGGGCCACCCUCGUCACCAUCACCAACAGGUUUGAGCAGGCGUACAUCAGCAGCCUCAUCUAUGGCUGGGACAGUGAGUAUUUCUGGACGGCGCUGCAGGACAUCAACGAGACGGGCGCUUUCCGCUGGCUGAGUGGCGACGAGGUCAUGUACACCCACUGGAACCGUGACCAGCCCGGUUACAACAAGGGUGGCUGCAUCGCCCUGGCCACAGGGAGCUCCAUGGGGCUAUGGGAAGUGAAGAACUGCAGCACGUUCAAGGCCAAAUACAUCUGCAGGCAGAACCUGGGCACCCCAGUGAACCCCGAGUUACCAGCCCCAUACCCAACGCCCAGCCUCACUGGCUCAUGCCCCCAGGGAUGGAGCUCGGACCCCAAGCUCCGAUACUGCUACAAGGUGUUUAACUACGACAAGCUGCAGGACAAGAAGACCUGGAUUCUGGCCCAGCUGUUCUGCCGUGAGCUGGGGGCGCAGCUGCUCAGCCUGGGCAGCUACGAGGAGGAGCAUUUCGUGGCCAACACCCUGAACAAGAUCUUUGGCGAAUCGGAACCCGAGAUCCAUGAGCAGCACUGGUUCUGGAUUGGCUUGAACCGGCGGGAUCCUGGAGCAGAGAGGAGCUGGAGGUGGAGUGACGGCCUUGGGUUUUUCUACCACAACUUUGACCGCAGCAACCACGAUGAUGAUGACAUCCGUAACUGUGCGGUGCUGGAUCUGGCAUCCUUGCAGUGGAUGCCCAUGCAGUGUGACUCACAGCUGGACUGGAUCUGUAAACUGCCCAAAGGUGCUGAUGUGAAGGAGCCAGAGAUCCCCACCCAAGGCAGCAAAGAGUGGGUGAAAUAUCAGGACGCAGAAUACAAAUUCUUUGAGCAUCACUCGACCUGGGUGCAGGCUCAGCGGAUCUGCACCUGGUUUCAAGCCGAACUGGUGUCUGUUCAUAACCAAGCCGAGCUGGAUUUUUUGGGCCAGAACCUGAAGAAGUUCUCCAGGGGCCAGGAGCAGCAUUGGUGGAUCGGGUUGCACACCUAUGAAAACGACGGGCGAUUCAAGUGGUCCGACGGCUCCCUCCUGAACUUCAUCUCCUGGGCACCGGGCAAGCCGCGGCCGAUCAGCAAGGAGAAGAAGUGCGUGUACAUGACGGCCAGCAGAGAGGACUGGGGGGACCAGAAGUGUCUAACUGCUCUGCCGUAUAUCUGCAAACGGAGUAACACCACUGCGGUGAAGCCCUCUCUGCCACCACUGCCUACUCCCGUGCCUGGUGGCUGCGCAUGGGGUUGGAUCCCAUUCAUCAGCAAGUGUUUCAGCAUCAAGGGCCACGACAAGGCCGAGCAGGUGAAGUGGCAGGAAGCGAAGCGAGCAUGCGAGAGCCAGGGCUCUGUGCUGGCCACCAUCUCCAACCACCUAGAGCAAGCUUUUAUAACAUCCAUCCUCCCCAAUGUGACCUUUAACCUUUGGCUCGGCCUCCACGAUGCCAAGCAGGAGUUCCAGUGGGUGGAAUCAGAACCUCUCCGAUACGUCAACUGGGCCCCAGGGGAGCCCUCUGGGUAUGGCACCUCCACAGUGAACGACAAACCGACUAACUGCGCGAUGGUUUGGCACGGCUCCCCUCCCCACUUCACUGGCCGCUGGGACGACAGGAACUGCCUGGAGGAGAAGCAUGGCUACAUCUGCCAGCGUAGCAUAGACCCAACUCUGAGCUCAUCCCGGACCAGCUAUCCCCCUUCCCCCAACUCCCCGCUCUCCUACCUCAACAGCACCUACCGUAUCCUGCAGAAACCCCUGAAGUGGCAGGAGGCCCUGCUGCUGUGUGAGACCCACAACGCCACGCUGGCCAGCGUGCUGGAUCCCUACACCCAGGCCUACCUCACCCAAGCCAUCAGCAGCUUGCGGGCCCCUCUUUGGAUCGGCCUGGCCAAUGAGGAGGGAGGCCGGAGCUAUUCGUGGUUCACGGAAGAGAGCCUGUCCUAUGUCAACUGGCAGGACGGGGAGCCUCAGCAGGUCACGGGCUGCUCCUACAUGGAUGUGGAUGGGACGUGGCGGACAGCCGGUUGUGACACCAAAUUGCAAGGGGCUAUCUGCAAGGUCAACACAGGGUCCCCCCGGUCACACAAGUGGAGUUACAGUGGGAGCUGUCCCAAGUCAGUGGAGGAUUCCUCCUGGAUCCCCUUUAGGAAUCACUGCUACACUUUCCACAUGGAGGUCACUCUGGGGCAGAAGGACGCCAUAAAGAGAUGCCAGAAAGCUGGUGGCACGGUGCUGUCCAUCCAGGAUGAGACAGAGAACGUGUUCGUUUGGGAGCAUCUCCAAGCCUACGAAAGCCAAUCCAAGGGCGCCUGGUUGGGGAUGACGUUUAACCCGAAAGGAGGCACCUUGGUUUGGCACGACAACACAGCCAUGAACUACUCCAACUGGGGCCAGCACGACACUGGGCCCAGCAUGCUCAGCCAGAACAGCUGCUACUGGAUCCAGAGCAGUAACGGGGUGUGGCACCUGGGCUCCUGCUCUAAUGUCACCAUGGGGGUCAUUUGUAAGAUUCCCCGAGUUGAGGAGAGCAGCUUCUCCCGAUCAGCUCUCCCAGACAACACGACUGCCAUUGCCGUGGUUGUCCUCUCCGUACUAGCGCUGUGCGCUUUGAUCACCCUCGCCAUCUACCUGUACAAGCGCCGGCGGAGCUCCGAGCGGGGGGCCUUUGAGAGCGCCCGAUACAGCCGCACCACCUCCAACCCCAGCGAAUCUGCCGAGAAGAACAUUCUGGUGUCUGACAUGGAGAUGAACGAACAGCAAGACUAAUGGGGGGAGUUGGGGGGAAGGGGGAGGGGCUGAGAGCACCAGGCACACUUAUCUCCACACCAAAUACACAAGGUCAGCAAAGGACAACAGCAGAAUCACUGCAGCUGGAACAGGGAAGAAGAGCCAAAAGGGGUUUGGGGUGGAACGAGGGCCUUUGUCACCAGGAAAUCAAACACGGGGGUGCUAGCAGCAUCUCCCUCUCGCAUCCCCUGGGAGAUCAGCAGGGUUUGCAGCACCCAUGGGAAUUCAGGGGAAGGCAGUCUCUAGGCUGCGGCGGGAGGGCAGAGGAUCACCCAGUUAGAGCCUUUCAGAGACCUACACAGGAGCCAAGGCACCUGCGACCCUGAGGUACUAAUAGCCAUGAGCAUUUAGGGCCAUUUUGUUGCUCUCUGGACUGGCUCCCCUGGUGGCCAGUGGCCUCGUGGCCUGGACUGGCUCCCCUGGUGGUCAGAGAGAACUUCCUCCCAGGUGAGCAGUCUCUAAAUCCAACCCUUCCCCCUCCACUUAUCCAGGUGGGAGGGUUCCCCACCCCUCCCCAAGCGUCUGGGUCUGAGCUAUCUUCAUCACACCUCCCUGGGUUACUACAGAACAGACCCUUUCUGCAUCCCUCUAAGUUAGCAGAGCAUGGCCACGGCCCACGUUCCCUCCAGCAAUGGCAGGGUGGGCAUCCCACUAACUCCCCUGGGAUCACACCAGAGGCCGUCCUUUCCCAUCUCCCCCCGCCAGAUACAAAGGUGUGAGCACUCCCUUCUCUUCCAGCACUGUGUCUGAUUGGGGUGUGGGGGAGGCUGCAAGGGAAUGGUUUUCCACUUAGCCUUCAUUCCCACCCUGCCGUUUUUCCUGCGACUUCUCAUCAUGUCACAGUGCAAUUAUAUUUAUUCCAUUAGGGUGUCAGAGACGGAAUCCUUUGCCCAUCCCCAUCCCCACUUCUCCUUUCCCAUGGACUCAAACAGAGCCACUUCCACCAUGCCUGAAUGAUUUAGAGAACUGGAAGAUGAGCUCACCCGCUUUGUCUCGUGUGCCAAUAAGUGGCUUAUGCCCAAAGCUGCUAGGCUACAGUGUGGGUCUGAUUGCAGAUUUCUGACAGGAAGCUCAGAGUAAGGAAUGAAAGGUCCCUGACUCUAUAAAAAUGUUCCUGUGCCAGAUAUGGACUGGCUACAGAGCUUGCUUACACACAGCAGAUGUGUUCAUUAUAUGUUCCUUUAAUGCUCUGCCAGAGAUGGUUGACAUGCGUUUAAAUCAGGUAUUUUACACACACUGCCAUGUGGUGGCUGAGCAGUGUAACAGUUUAUCAUUCCCAUGACUUCACCCCCAUUAAGUUCUACAUUCCUACUAUUUACAAUAUUUAAACUAUCACUUUGUGUUUGAAGUUCAGUACAUAUCAGUCUGUUAAUCAGCCUCCGAAUCAUACUGUUCUUCUAAUUACACCACUCGAACAUGUAACAUUUGGUCAUCUGGCUGGCUGUUAGUUGCAGCAACUAGCAAUGGUAGGUUUGGAAUCUUUGAGGAGUCAUUCUGCAUCUGCCAUGUGCAGAGUUGCUCUGUUGAUUGUUCUUUCUGAGGAACAGACCGUAGAUGCCAAUAGUUUCUGUUGAACUCUCCACUGUUGGUCUCGGUCACACAUGAUCUGGGUGCUGAACUCUUUUUCUUUACGACAACCAGACUUGCCAAUCAUUUUUCUCCAUCCAAUUUGACGUGAACAGUCACCAGGUUCUAGACCUGGCAGUUCUCUGAGUGACGUUUGUUGUAAAAGUGUUCAUAAGCUCUUUUAGCCUUUUUAUCCACUUUGGCUACUCUCCAUGUGUGGCCACUUUGGGAAUAUGUUCUUUUCCAAAGUUGGAACAGAAGUUGUGAGUUGUCUUCCCAUCAGGAAUUGUGCUGGACUGUAUCCAGUAGCUGUUGUUGCUGAUUUGUAACUCAGAAAAGCAGUGAAUGGAUCUUCCUGCUGUAGGACUUUCCUGUCUGCCUGUAAAGCUCUAUUAUCUCUCCAUUCGCUUGUGGGUAAAGUGGGAUACUAGUAAUAUGAUCAAAAUCAUAUUUUGUUUGGAAUUACUUAAAUUCUGCUGCAGUGGAUUGUGGUCCAUUGUCCAUCACUAGUUGACCUGAAAUACUGAAGUGAGCAAAAGUGCACUUCUGUUCCUCGAUAACACUGCUACAUGUUAUGUUUUUCAAGUACAUUAUUUCUUUAUAUCUGGAAAAAUGGUCCACAAUGACCAGGUAAUGAUGUCUUCUGAAUUCACAUAAAUCUGCAGCUAGUCUCUUGCCAAGUCUGUCUGGUCGAGAUGUUUGUACGCUGUAUGGUUCAGCAUUGUUUCUUAAGUUGAUUUGUUCCGGAUCGCCUCCCAAAAGUCCAAUAUCGUCAAAUCCUCCAUUGAGUUCUUCUACCUUUUUCACUAGGCCUAUCAUGGCUGCCCUGUUGUUUCUGUGGUGAACUGGCCCAUGCAGUUCAGAAUACUGCCAGGGCUAGUCAGAGCUGUGUCAGGUGACUUGAGCUCUGGGAGGUGUGGAAGGUGAUUGUAUGUCUCUUCUGAGAUGACUGUGACAUCAGCUCCUGCAUCAAUUUUAAAGUCAAUAGUCUUACUAUGAAUAUUCAGUUUCACUCUUCAAGCAGGUUCUGUGUCAUCACAAGUGGUAGAUCCCAGAAACCAUGGCUCUUGAUUGUCUGUAAUAUGAGUCACGUCCCUGACUGCUUUGGUGCAGCAAAUAGCUGGAAAGUGUCCAUAUUUCCUGCAUUUAUUACACCGUGUGCCUCGGUUGGAUGUGCGUCAUCUCUUGGGAUAUGACUUUGUCCACACCGUGUGCAUGUUGGCUGGAAUUGUCCCUCUUAGCCUGGAAGUUCUUUCUCCCUGCCUCAGGGGUUUUGUGAUGAUGGCUUUUAGCACUCAAGUGUCUUUUUACAGUUUCUAAGCCAGUAGGUUUUUCAGGUUUGUCAACUUGUUCUGGGUUUUGCUGUCUCACCAGCUCAGAAUGCUUUACUUUCUGUAUAGCUGUGGCUAGGGUUAAAUCUCUCUUCAAUUGUAGCUGCUGUGAAAGGUUUUUAAUCUGUUAACCCAAUAGCUAGCCUGUCUAUGAUAUUUUCAUGUUUUGCAUUUCCAAAAUCACAGUUUUCAGCCAUUGUAUGCAGAGUUCUGAUAAAGCAUUCAACAUUUCCCCCUGAUUCUUGAAUUCUCUGGUGAAAACAAUGCUGUUUUGUAAACCAAUUUCUCUGAGGUAUAAAAUAUGCCUCAAACAUAGCCAGAACCCUUUCAUAGUCAUCUUUGUCUUCAGUAAAGUCAAAGGAUUUAAAGAUAUGUUCUGCUUGUUUCCCCAUAGCAUAAAUUAAAGAAGAUGCCUGUAUAUCAUCAGUUUCCUUGUAGAGCUUGGUAGCAAUGUGAAACUUGCAAAAUAUUGUUUUUAGUCUGUCCAUUGUGAAGGUUUGUCAAAGCUGAAGUUCUCUGGGGCAUUGAGAUCUUGCAACCUUUGUUGCUUUGUUCUUUCUAUUUGAAACCUUUGUUGCUGUUUUCUUUCUGUUUCUAUUCUUAUUUUACUCCUGUCACCAGGUCAUGUUCUUCUGUACCAGAUAUGGCUACAGAGUUUGCUUAUACAUGCCAGAUGUGUUCAUCAGAAGAUCCUUUAAUGCUCUGCCAGAUAUGACUGAGGUUCAUUUAAAUAAGGUAUUUUACACAUAGCGCCACCUAGUGGCUGGAAUGCAGCCGAUGAAGUGAGCUGUAGCUCACGAAAGCUUAUGCUCAAAUAAAUUGUUAAUCUCUAAGGUGCCACAAGUACUCCUUUUCUUUUUGCGGAUACAGACUUACACGGCUGCUACUCUGAAACCUGUAUAAUACAGUUUAGCAUUCCAGUACACUCACUGCUCUCCCUCUUCCAAUACCCAGCCGCAGAGCUGCCAAACUGAUAGUCUCAGUCUCUCUCUUUCAAUCUGUUCCCCUCCAUCCCCAGCACGGACCAUUCCAUACAGCCAUUCUGCUGUUAAUCUCUGCUGACUUUCAGAUCAAUCAUGUUUCUUGGGAGAAACAACCCAGAGCAUUUAGUUUGUUUUCUGUUGUGUUUGGAAUUAGUUGCCUCAUUCGGUCUGUGAUAAAAGUGGGGUGGGCUUGAUUUUGGAUGUUGGGUCUUUUAAAAGGAAAUGAUAGCUUCUCACUAUACUGUAUUGAAUGCGUGCUGAAUAUAUACCUUUUUUCACACAGAUGGCCGGGGAAUUUGUGGUUGCCUGUUUCAUGUGUUAAGUAUAGCUAGGAAGGAGGAAGGCAAUGCAUGGCCAAUACCCUUCUUUCAUGCUUUUGAGCUGUGCAAUAAGAGAAGCCUGAGUUUCCUGGGGAAGAAGCCAGGAAUGGAGCUCAGCUUUUCCUCUCCACCAUCUGGCUUCAGCGACAAACGCUUUGCCAGAGUUGGGAUACCAGAUGACUGGAGACAGCGAGAGACAUUCAGCCCUUGAGGGGUGAUCUCUGAUAGGAAUGGGACAUAAAGGAGGCCGUCAACAUCUCUGGAGCGAGACAGCAUGCCCCUGUAAGAGACAUUUCAUUUUAGCCCUCUGCCUCCGAGGCUUGAAUUUUUGUUGUUCUAAAGACAAUGGGAAAUAGCUAAUUUUCAUUACUCUAAUUAUUAUGGCACCUGUAUGAAUUUUAAAAUUUGUUGAUUUCACUUAAGCUGGAAAUUAAGUGUUUGUAAAACUGUUUUCAUGGGUUUUUUUUUUUUAGUUUUUGUAUUUUUGGUUGGUGGUGUCUAAAAUCUGCCAUAAUAGUCCACAAUGAGGGGCAAUUUACAGAUAAUGGAACUGCCCCACUUCCAUUUCUUUGUUGUGGCUUUCUCUGUGCUUAUUUCCCGAGGAUUUGUCCAAUUCAGAGCUGUUUGUUUGUAAGCAGACUCGGGGGCGGGGGGGGGGGACUGUGUGGCUCAGCGGACGAAUGCACUAGCCUUUCAGCUUUGAAGAUCUGGGUGGAAAAACCUGAUGAGGAUGAAGAUGAAUGUGCUGAUCUCAUCCUAAUCCCCAGUGGGCAUUUAGGUACAUCACACACUCAAAACAACACUGUUAGCAUUAGCAGCCUCUUCUCUAGGGAUCUUCCGAACUCAAAUAGCAGGAGGGUUGCUUAGUCUAAAUAGAGGUCUGCUGGCAUAGCUGUGGGGGGCCCUGGGCUGGAAAAGAAAGGUGGUUUGGGGCUGAAGAGCUCAGAAGGGUCCCUGUACUGAAAUAGCAGGGGAUUACAGCACUUUUUUAAGGGUUUUUUUAGGUUUCUGAUCAAUUUUUUUUCUUUCAAGGCAAAAUAACAAACUCAGAACUGCACAAUCUAGGGGAAAUUCUGCGUGGAAAGAUUCAUGUAAUCAGUUGACAGUGAUUGGGAUUACCAAAAAAAUUCAUACACAGUUAAAUGGUAUUUCCUAUCACCGUUAAAAUAAUGUGAAGAAAUGUUUAAAAGGACCCUAACCCUAUCAAUUAUAUGUGGGGAGGGGAGGGGUUAACUCUCCAUGUUUUGUAAGAUCCUUCUAGAAACUUGGAAAUAAAAUUCCUUUCCCCAUCAA